CAAGCUGUGCUCCGGCUGCUUUUGCUGUGACUCACCACCAAGCUCUAUGCAGUCAACAUGUUUUCCAAUUCCUCAGCAUAUUCUCUAUCGCAUCUUUUUCUCAGGGCUGCUCGGACGGCUGUUGCAUUGUGGAGGAAGGGUAUCUGUAUUGUUAAAGAUUUUGUUGCACAUGAUGGGAGGUGGCUUACAGAACUGGGUUCCAGGACAUUGGAAGCGUUCAUUCUUGUCCAUAUUUUCAGGUUUUAAGUUCCUUAGCCUUACAGUCUAACGUGCUGAAGUUCAUUAGUUUUCCCAUUACCAUUGCAGUUAUUCUUGAAUGAAUUCAUUAUUAUUAU
This is a messenger RNA of Rubroshorea leprosula, 335 nucleotides long. The record is from the annotation of a GenBank genome assembly. NCBI's taxonomy places the organism in Eukaryota, Viridiplantae, Streptophyta, Magnoliopsida, Malvales, Dipterocarpaceae.